AUGGAUACCCCUAGUGUCCUCGCUUUUGACGCUGAGGGUCGGGCCAUUGACUUUGACGUCUGGAUAGAUGACCUGCAGCUUUUCCUACAGUGCGAUAGGUCAGACGGUCUCUCCCUCUUUGACCUCACUUUUGGUGCCUCGCGUGCCCCUGCUGCUGAUGCUGACGCCACUGUUCGCUCACAGUGGGCCACACGCGAUGCUGCUGCACGUCUUGCUAUGCGUCGCCACCUGCCUACCUCUGAGCGUGCGCACUUUAGCCAGUACAAGACUGCUCAGACCUUGUACGACGCUGUAGUUGCACGCUACUCCUCCCAUGCCACUGCUGCACUGAGCCGCCUCAUGCUACCGUACCUCUUCCCUGACCUUGCUGCCAUUCCCACAUUGCCUCUACUGCUGCGGCCGACCUCGUUGGUUUCGAGUCGGUCGACGCUGUGUCUGCCCCGAGCGGGAGACGCCGCACCGGCAAGGGCAAAGGGGGCAAGGGCGCUGGAGGGGCUAGCAGGGGUGGCGGAGGUGGCGGUGGCGGCAGUGGAGGGGGUGGGGGUGGUGGUGGGGGUGGUGGCGGGGGUGGAGGUGUCGGUGGCGGCAGUGGAGGCUGAGGCGGAGGCGGCGGUGGCGGUGGGGGCGGAGGUGGCGGAGGUGGCAGCGGAGGAGGAGGCGGCGGCGGAGGAGGCGGAGCUGGUCGGGGUGGCGUUGCGCAGAGGGUCGGCUCCGGUGGUGGUCAGCGCCAGCAGCAGCAGCCCACUCGUGACAUCCCCCCCCCUCAGCAGCUGCGUGAGUGGUACACUGCACGCCAGCGGGGCGGGGGUACUGGUCCGUGCACCUAUGUCCUACGCACCGGCGACCGCGCGGCUGUCUAGGGCGAGAGUAGCUAUCUUUGACCUUGACUUUGAUGCUAUUCUUGCUGCCAUGUAUGCUGUGACUAUUAGUGAUGAGGGUGACUGUUACAGGUGUUUUCCGCCCGACCCGGGCAUUGAGACUGCUGCUCUAGGUACUGGUGCUGGUGAGUCUGCUCUCUCAGGUACCGCGUCGGCUUCGGCCUCCCACAGCUUCACCCUUGACUCGGAGGCUUCUCGCUCCUUCUUUCGAGACCGCACCACACUCACGCCGCUUGGUCGGCCUGUUGCAGUCUCUCUGGCAGACCCCUCUGGGGGUCCUAUCCUUGCUCACUUCUCCACUGUCCUCCCGUGUCCGGCGGCCCCCUCUGGCACCCUGUCUGGUCUUUACCUCCCCUCGUUCUCUACGAACUUGGUGAGUGGUGCUGACCUACAGGAUGCGGGGGUUCACCAGUUCACUUCUGCGAGUCAGCGGGUGACCCACUGCACGAACGCUCGGACACGCCGACACUUGGCCACGUUUACACGUCGGCCGGGGUCGAGCCUGUACACCCUGACCACUGAGUCUCCUCCUGUCACUGCGUCUGGUCGAGUAGCUGCGUUGGGUCAGGUGUUUGCUGCAGCCUCCAGGUCUGGUCCUGAGUCUGCCCCCUGCUCGUGUCGCCUCCUGUCUCACGAGACUCUCCUCUGGCACCACCGCCUUGGUCACCCCUCCCUGCUUCGUCUCCGAGGCAUGGCCUCCCGUGUCUCUUGUCUCUGGUCUGCCCCUGCCUGCGUCCCCUGCGUCGAGGGGCGGCAGCGUGCUGCCCCUCACUCCUCCCAGUUUCCUCCGACAUAG
Closterium sp. NIES-65 is the source of this 1674-nucleotide messenger RNA. The record is from the annotation of a GenBank genome assembly. Lineage: Eukaryota; Viridiplantae; Streptophyta; Zygnematophyceae; Desmidiales; Closteriaceae.